UCUCUUUUCAACAUCCACAUAUUCCCCUCCAGACAUCAGAGAGCGGGACUGUCUUCUCACCCCAUCGAACCUAUUCUCCUUGUCUACUCCAACCCCUACCCGACCCUACCCUCCCAUCCGUCCUCCAAUUCCCGCCCGACCGCCCCGGGACGAAUCCUUCAGCGAUCCAUCCUCCACCCUCCUCGAACAGUUACCACCCCUCCCCCCCCUUGCCACUCCUCUCAGAGAUCUACAAGUCUAGGCCAUCCUAGACCACCCCACCCCAUCCAACUUUCCAGGGCAGUCAUCCAUCUUACCCAUACAUGGGCUCUUCCACCCAUCUCACCUUAUCUCCAUCGAGCGAUCAAUCACGCAAAAAAGCAUCGUUCUUCUCACGCGCUCCCCCCCCUAUCCCGUAUAUCCGCGCAUCCACCACCCACCACGCAAGCAAGCAAGGGGUGUUCGGUUCGUCGAUGCCCGCAGAUGAGCCGCAGAUGA
Molecule: messenger RNA, 477 nt
Organism: Colletotrichum orchidophilum
Lineage: Eukaryota; Fungi; Ascomycota; Sordariomycetes; Glomerellales; Glomerellaceae
Exons: 1
Source: RefSeq, a predicted model, not a curated record